ACACGGAGUUCAAAGGUUAUAGAAGUUAGCUACAUCUUAAGCUAGCACUUGAAAAGCGAUCUUUAAAUAUUAGAGAAAUGUCAUCGGCAGAAGAAAACACUGAGAUGAUUCUGCCAUGUGUGCUUGUCACUAGCACUGACAGUGAAUUUAAAGAAGAAGAGCUGAUAAAACAAAUACUCAAUUCAAAGACUUUGCCUCAGCCAACUAAGCGAGAGGAAACUGUUGUUUGGUAUCCUUGGACUAUCAAUAACAAAUAUUAUAUGGCUGAUGUGCAGUUGUGUGUUGUACAAAGCACGUAUAAAAUGUCUGCAGAGAUUGCCCAGUCCAUGCAGGCUUUCAUUGCUUACUUUGACAGCAAAGUGAAGGAUGGGCUGGAAAAGCUAAAUCCCUGGAUUCCAGUGGUGGAAGAUCUCAGCCCAGAGGUGCUUAUUCUUGUGUGCGACAGAGUCUGUGAAAACGGUGUCACUAGGCAUGAAGCACAACAGUGGUGUUUGUCCCAUGCAUUUGAGCUUGUGGAGCUCAAUCCACAGGAGCUACCAGAUGAGGAUGAUGACUUUCCAGAGUCCACAGGAGUAAAGAGAAUUAUUCAGGCACUUAAUGCUAAUGUGUGGUCCAGUGUGGAGAUGAAGGAUGGGCACAAUCAGGGUUUUGGCCUAAUGAGUAGUUUGGUUGCUUCCAGGCAUAACAACCCACGCCACAGCCAAGAUCCACCGUCCUCCAGCUUGCCAGCAGAGGGCACACACACCAAUGAGGAGGCCAACCACACAGACAACAGUGUAAACUCAGAUACACAAGAGGGAUCAGUUGUAGAUGCAAUGACUGAUUUAGACAUACAGGAACUCGCCAAUCUUACUGCUGGGGAUGCAGAUGCAGACAAUUUUGAACGGCUCUUUACUAAAUUAAAAGAGAUGAAAGAUAAAGCUUCAUCAUUACCACAUGAGCAAAGAAAAGUUCAUGCUGAAAAGGUGGCAAAAGCCUUUUGGAUGGCCAUUGGUGGGGAAGAAGAUGAAAUAGAUGGAUUAUCUUCAGGUGAAGACAGCUAGAAUCAGAUAUCAGUGACUCUGUCUUCGUUCCUCUGAUCGCACCAUUUCUCCUGGAACCCAUAUGGGAGUCGAUGUGGAUGUCCUGGUCACACUUGGAAGAUGGAUUUGCUUACAGAUGGCACUGUAAGAAUAGUUGUAUGAGAGUUUUAGGGUGAAAUGAUGUAUGAAGAAAUACUAUUUAGAUGGUAAGCCAUGAGUGGCCCCAGUCUUUAACCUUCUUCCCCUGGGUUUUUUAAUGUACUUUAGCCCUGUGUGGUCCUCAAUAUGCAGUUGGUAUGGAGGUAAAAAAAAAUAACAUGGAACAUCAGAUUCUUAAUUUGUAGGUAAUGUCAACAUGUAUUUUUGUUACAUAUGUGCCUUAUCCAUGUAAGAGACUUAAUGCACGUUCUCAGAAAUCAACAUAAAACCAGUUUCAUUGUGACUUUAAUGUAUUUGUGAACACUAGUUUUCAAGGGUGCAUAUUGCAAUUUGGUUCAACCAAAUAAAAUAUGCAAAAACUGAAUAACUUCAGAAAAUAAAAUGAGUAGUUGAAAUAAAGUGCAGUAUCGGUGGUA
This is a messenger RNA of Xiphophorus maculatus (southern platyfish), 1597 nucleotides long. It is a transcript of the gene aagab, whose product is annotated as alpha and gamma adaptin binding protein. The record is from RefSeq and is a predicted model, not a curated record. The transcript is spliced from 10 exons. Bases 78 to 1043 code for a protein of 321 amino acids. Lineage: Eukaryota; Metazoa; Chordata; Actinopteri; Cyprinodontiformes; Poeciliidae.